AUGGCUGAACAGGCGAAGACUGAUUCGUCACCAUACACUAUGAUGCGUCACCUCACUCGCGCUUCUUCUCCCUUUGAGAGGCAUGGUUUCAUCUAUGUCCCUCGACCUCUCGAAACCGAUGGCCUCUUACAUUUCAAACCGAGUGAGGGAUAUGCUCGUGUGAUUUCCGAGAUCAAUCGGCUUCGCUUCGACGAUGAUCAUGGUUACCUCGUCAAGUCAAUCAACCGGCUGUGUGCACUCCACGCCGCCGACCGAGGCUGCCGUGCUUACCAAACAGGUUUCGAGUGCCCUGAAGAUCUGGUUCCCAAAAUGGCCCAAGUUGAGCAGCUUUUAGAGUCCGAAGGUCUAAAUAAAGAGAAUGAUGAUCAUUUUCGAGGCAUCGUGGAUAUGUGCCACUUCUUUCACCUUGCCCCAUUAAUCAAAAAAGAUUUGGAUCAGCUCCCGGAUAGUGCAGAGAAAGAACUUUUGUUGCGUCUUUAUUCCGAAAUCUGUCCCGGCGGACACAUACAGCGCCGACCUCACGCAUAG
Penicillium odoratum is the source of this 528-nucleotide messenger RNA. RefSeq lists its product as uncharacterized. The transcript has a single exon. The coding region runs from base 1 to 528 and encodes 175 amino acids. NCBI's taxonomy places the organism in Eukaryota, Fungi, Ascomycota, Eurotiomycetes, Eurotiales, Aspergillaceae. The record is from RefSeq and is a predicted model, not a curated record.